This is a messenger RNA of Copidosoma floridanum, 1970 nucleotides long. RefSeq lists its product as uncharacterized. Gene Ontology annotation, molecular function: RNA binding. Lineage: Eukaryota; Metazoa; Arthropoda; Insecta; Hymenoptera; Encyrtidae. Gene Ontology annotation, cellular component: RES complex; U2-type spliceosomal complex. Gene Ontology annotation, biological process: mRNA splicing, via spliceosome. The record is from RefSeq and is a predicted model, not a curated record.
UGAGGAUGGAGGCUCCCAAAAUUAACCAAAAAGAGUACUUAAAGAAAUACUUGUCGAAAGGUGAUUCCGAAAAAAAGAAAAAAAAGAAAAAGAAGAUCAGAGUCGGCCCCAAAACUGUAACAAUCAUUGAUGACGACAUUGAUCUGAACAAGCUCUCAACAGCAUUCGAUGAUGACGAAAUUAGUAUUUUCAAUGCCACCGAAGAUGCACCUCAGAUAGUUGGUAUAGUUGAUGAGCGUGGACCCCUUAAUUUUGGUAAUAAACAAAAAUGGAAACUCAUUGCUGAUGAUGGCACUGGAGACGUAUCUAUUUCAAAAGUGGAAAAUCCUCAAAAAAGCCAGCAAGACAAUCACAAAUCUACAGAUAGUGCCAAAAGUACAAAAGAAGUCUCUAGAAAAAACAAAAGAAACCAUAGCUGUAGCAACAGUAACUCUGAAAGCGAUGAUGAUGACAGAAAAUCUAAGAAGAAAAAAAAAGUUUCAUUAAAGCGGAAAGGCAAACACAAGAAACGUGAUCAUAGCUCAUCUGAUAGCUCAGACUCCAGUUCUGAUUCAGAGUCUAGCACUGAUGGAACCCUUAAGAAACGUCAGAAAAAGCAAUCAAAUGGUUCUGAUUUGAAUCCACCACCAUCAAGGGGAAAAAAUAACAAGAAAGAAGACAAUUACUUGAACCCUCGCAAAGCAAGUGAACUGACUAAAAGACGUACUUCUGGGUGGGACGAAGGAUCUUCAAAUCAAGGAAGAAAAAAUAAAAGCCAAGAUGAAAGUAAAAAAAGGCAUAGAAGUAGAAGUAGUAGUGACAGUUACAGCAGCAGUACGUCUGAAAGUGAAGAUCAUAAAUCUAGGAAGAGAAGUUCGGAUUCUGAUUCGAAAACAAACUCCAGUCCUGAUGGAUCUAGAAAAAAUGAGAAAAGUUCAAGAAAAAGAAAAUCAUCCAAUGACUCUGAUCUCAGUCCACCAAGAUCUUCAAAAGACAUGAAAAAAAGAAGACAUGCUAGUGACAAUGACUUGAGUCCACCAAGACCCGUGAAAGAUGUCAGUAGAAGAAGACAAGCUGAUGAUGACGACUUGAGUCCACCAAGACCUUCGAAAGAUGUCAACAGAAGGAAAAAAGACAGUGAUAAUGAUUUUAGUGCACGGAGAUCAAAGUGGGAUAAAAGAGAAGAAUACGACGACUCGAAUGCACCACGAUCGAAGUUCAGUUCUCACAAUUCUCGUAGUAGAGAUGAAAGAUCAAACGAAAAAAGACAAAAUAAUGACUCUGACCUCAGUCCUCCUAGAACUUCAAGAAAGCCAAACAAAGAAGAUGAUCUUAGCCCACCAAGAUCAAAUAGAAGUAAGGAUGACUCCAAACAAAGGAAGACACUAGAUGGCAAAUCUGCUGGUCUUCAGUCAUUGAAAGCUCUGAAAGAAGAAGAAGAGGCACAAAAAAAACGAGAAAAAGAAAUGCUGAAAAAAAUGAGUAAAGAAAUGCAAAAUAAUAAAGAGCAAGUCGUCAUACGUGACAGAAGAACUGGAAAAAGACGCAAUUUAGAGAGGGAAGCUGAAGAAGCCAGAAAGAAACAAGAAGCCCAAAAUGAAAUUAAUGCAAAGUAUUCUGAAUGGGGCAAAGGUUUGAAGCAAGUUGAAGAUCGCUCUCAGAAACUUCAAAGAGAUCUACAUGAAAUGAGUAAACCUCUGGCUCGAUAUGCCGAUGAUGAAGAUCUUGACAAAGAAUUGAGGAUGAAGGACAGAGAAGACGACCCAAUGUUGGCUUACUUUAAAGAAAAAGAAAUUAAGGAAGGAAAAAGACCACCAGAAAAAAUGAAAUAUCAGGGCUCAUACAUGCCCAACCGAUUUGGUAUCCCACCUGGUUGCCGAUGGGAUGGAGUGGACCGAAGCAAUGGAUAUGAAAAAAAAUGGUUCGAAGCUCAAAAUAAGAAGAAAGCUGUGGAAGAAGAAGCCUACAAGUGGAGUUCAGCUGAUUUAUAA